AUGAAGGGUCUAGUCUCAAUCUGCUGCUUUGUCUCCCUGCUGCUCUUGCAGGCCACAGCAGAUGACGAGGAUGUGACCUCUGUCGUCAGAGACAGAAGUCACAUCGAGGAGACGCUGCGUCUCGCCACAGAGGAGAAGGCUGGAGACUAUGCAGCGGCUCUACAGAGGUUGCGCAAGAUUUACCACUCGUCUAUCAGGCCCAUGGAGCAGGCUUACAAGUACAAUGAGCUGAGGCAGCACGAGAUCUCAGCCUACCCCGGACGAACCCUGGGGGACUCAGCAACAGAUGGAGAGAUUACCUCCAAGCCCAUGGUGCUGUUCCUGGGACCCUGGAGUGUAGGCAAGUCCUCCAUGAUCAAUUACCUCCUGGGCUUGCAGGACAGUCCUUAUCAACUCUACACGGGUGCUGAGCCCACUACCUCGGAGUUUACUGUGAUCAUGCACGGGGAGAAGAUCCGCUCUGUGGAGGGUAUUGUCAUGGCUGCAGACAGCUCCCGCUCCUUCUCCCCUCUGGAGAAAUUCGGCCAGAAUUUUCUGGAAAAGCUGAUCGGUAUUGAGAUGCCCCACAAGCUGCUGGAGCGCGUCACCUUUGUGGACACACCUGGAAUCAUUGAAAACCGCAAGCAGCAAGAGAGAGGUUACCCCUUCAAUGAUGUUUGCCAGUGGUUUAUCGACCGAGCUGACCUGAUCUUUGUGGUGUUCGACCCCACCAAGCUGGAUGUGGGCCUGGAGCUGGAGAUGCUCUUCAGGCAGCUGAAGGGCCGCGAGUCCCAGAUCCGUAUCAUCCUCAACAAGGCUGACAACUUGGCCACCCAGGACCUGAUGAGAGUCUACGGGGCCCUGUUCUGGAGUUUGGCUCCCCUCAUCAAUGUGACAGAGCCGCCCCGCGUCUACGUCAGCUCCUUCUGGCCAUAUGACUAUGCUGCCGACACCAGCCGUGAGCUCUUCAAGCGCGAGGAGAUCUCCCUCCUGGAGGACCUCAACCAGGUGAUUGAGAACCGCCUAGAGAACAAGAUUGCCUUCAUCCGCCAGCACGGCAUCCGUGUGCGCAUCCACGGCCUGCUGGUGGACCGCUACGUGCAGACCUUUAAAGACAAGAUGAGCUUCUUCAGCGACCCUGAACUUGUCUUUAACGAGAUUGUGGAUGACCCGGACAAAUUCUACAUCUUCAAGUCUAUCCUGGCCAAAACCAACGUCAGCAAAUUUGAUCUUCCCAACCGUGACGCGUACCGCGACUUCUUCGGCAUCAAUCAGAUCACCAGCUUCAAGCCCCUGACGGCGCAGUGCUCCUACAUGGGCGGCUGCCUCCUGGAUAAGAUCGAGAGGGCGAUCACCAACGAGCUACCCGCCCUCCUCAGCAGCAUCAACUCCGGCAAGCAGCCCGGCCUGUCCUCCUGCGAGGCCACCGGCUGUGGCGAAAAGCCUAAGAAUCGCUACCGGAAAAACUGAGGGGAAGUGAAAUAAAGAGAGAGGUGGGGUGGGGGGGGGGAUAAGGAGGUGGAGGAAGUAAAUGUAGUGGAGAAUAAAAAAAGAAAAAAAAAGUGGUCUGGUCUUGGUCAGUACUGCUUUUGUCCGAAAGCCUUUAUUGUUGAGGCGAUAGACGAGCGGAGAUUUGCAUAUUUGUUUGUUUCUCAGGCGUAGUAAGAGGAGGUGCGUUUUGGGAUGGGGAUGGGGAGAUAAGGGAGAUGGGGGGGGCGGAGUGGGGGGGGUAAGGAUGGUUUGUAUGAAUGAUGAGGCAGCUGAAGGAUGAAGUGCCAAAAAAAGAUGAGGAUAUCGCCGGCGAGGUUAGGGUCAAAAUACAUGCCCUCCUCUCUCUCCCUCGCACAACCACAACUGACCGUCUGGGAUUCUGGGAAAUAUCCACGCGACGUAACAAACGGAGGGGGGGAGAAAAAAAGAAAGAAAAUACAUAAAAUUGAAUAAAAAGCGAAAACCCUGAGACUGAAAGCAGUCAACUACCAGCUCCCUUGUAUGUGAAUAAAAAUGGGAAAUUGGAAA
Messenger RNA from Lampris incognitus (smalleye Pacific opah), 1998 nucleotides. It is a transcript of the gene srlb, whose product is annotated as sarcalumenin. Gene Ontology annotation, molecular function: GTP binding. Lineage: Eukaryota; Metazoa; Chordata; Actinopteri; Lampriformes; Lampridae. The transcript has 7 exons. Bases 1 to 1449 code for a protein of 482 amino acids. The record is from RefSeq and is a predicted model, not a curated record.